Molecule: messenger RNA, 7862 nt
Organism: Passer montanus (Eurasian tree sparrow)
Lineage: Eukaryota; Metazoa; Chordata; Aves; Passeriformes; Passeridae
Product: Golgi integral membrane protein 4-like
Exons: 13
Coding region: 1585-2928 (447 amino acids)
Cellular component (GO): Golgi membrane; Golgi apparatus
Source: RefSeq, a predicted model, not a curated record
CGGAGCUCCACGGUCACCGAUCCUCUCCAGAGCUCCGAGAUGAGUGACCAGCUCUGGAGCUCCAAGAUGAGUGAUCCUCCCCAGAGCUCUGAGAUGAGUGAUCCUCUCCGGAGCUCCAAGAGAAACAAAACUCAGCGGGCCAGGUUGCUGCGGUCAGAAUGGACCCAGGACUGCAGGAGUGACCUCACCAGGACGGCCACCUCGCCUUGGCCAGCUGGCAGCACGCCUCCCGUGCAGUGCCAAGGGCUGCUGACCUUCCUGCUGCUGGGGAGAGCCCUGGAAUUACAUCUGCAGCCUUCCUGAAUCCCAACGUUAUUUUCUCCAGGGCUGAUUUCCAGCCUGCUGUCCUCCAGGGUCUGAAUUUCCCGUCUGGAUGGCAGCACGGUGCAUGAACAGCUCCCUCAAGUUUUGAAUCAUCCAUGACUUGAUCAUCACCCAAGUCAUGAAUACAGAUCUUUAACAUAUUGAUCUCUUUUCUGAGCCACACUCUCUUCUAACCCUGCAAGCUUUGACAGUGUCUCUGUAUUUCUCCUAACUCCAUCUCUUGUACGCUUUAUUUUUACAUCUGUGUUUUGUUGAGAAGCCCUCGUUUGUAUUUUUGGCGUUUAGUUUCGAUGAUUGUGAAGGUAAAACCUUGGCCUGCCCUUGUGGCACGACCUGGAUCCCCCUGUGCCCUUUCCGUGGUCCAGCAGCUCCCGUGGCAGCAGCUGGGGGUGGUGGAUUCCAGCUGCAUUUACACAUCACCCCCCAGAAAAACAAAUUAUUCCGCAUUUCUGGCUCCCCGAAUCUGGCCGGGCGAGCCGCUGCUGUGUCCCAGCACAAAAUGAGCAAAGAACGAGGAAAGAAAGGUGGAAUUUGGGAUUGUCCUGAGCGGGGAGGGACCCACGGGGACCACCCAGGUCCAGCUCCUGGCCCUGAACACCCCCAGCUCCUCUCAGGGGUUCUGGAAGGGGAAAAAACCCUGCCCUGGGUUCUGGAAGGGGAAAAAAUCCUGGCCUGGGUUCUGGAAGGGGAAAAAAUCCUGGCCUGGCUUCUGGAAGGGGAAAAAAUCUCUCCUGCACUGAGGGUCUGAGGUAGCAACAGGCUGGGCAAGAAUUAGUGUUGACUCUGGGAUUCAUAGAAGGUUGAUCAAGCUCUUUAUUCCAUAUUAUUAAAUUAUUAUUAUUAUUAUUAUUAUUAUUAUUAUUAUUAUUAUUAGUGGUGGUGUUAUAGUUAUUAUUAUUAUUAUUAUUAUUAUUAUUAUUAUUAUUAUUAGUACGACACCUAUUGCUUUUAUAGAUAUGAUAUAGGUCGACCUAAUUGGUCCUCUAAUCUGAAUUGUUUUUUUUAAUAUGGUGGAAAAAUAUCUGAUUUUUUUUUAAUGGUGGCGGAAAUAUCCGAUUUUUUUUUUAAAUGGCGGGAAAAAUAUGAAUUUUUGAAAUGGUGGGAAAAAUAUCUGACUUUUUUAACGGCGGGAAAAAAAAAUCAGAUUUUUUUUUUUCUUUAAUGGUGGAAUAAACUAGAUUUUUAUUUUUAAUGGUGGGGGAAAAUAUCUGAAUUUUUUUUUUUUUCAAUGGUGGGGAAAAUAUCUGAUUUUUUUUUUUUAUGGUGGGCAAAAAUCAGAUUUUUUUGAACGGUGGGGAAAAUGUCAGUGGGGAUAAAUGCGAGGCUGGUGGUGCUGUGCUCUCCGCAGUGGUGUACGAGCACCGCGCCCGCCUGGAGCGCUCCCUGCAGAAGGAGAGGGGCGAGCACAAGAAGACCAAGGAAGACUUUCUGGUGUACAAGCUGGAGGCUCAGGAGGCUCUCAACAAGGAGAAGCAAGACUCCAUGAACAGAUAUGGGGCCCUCAGCUCCCAGCACAAGAUCCUGAAGAACCAGCACGACGACGUCAAGAAGCAGCUGCUGGAGCUGCAGCUGCAGCACAACAGCCUCAGGCUGGAGCACAGGAGGAGCCUGGAGAGCCACAGCCAGAAAGUGGCCCAGCUGCAGCAGGAGAAGGACAGCGAGGUCACCAGCCUGCAGGACACGGUGUAUAAACUCAGAGAAGAGAGCAGACUCCUCAGGAAAGCCCACCAGGAGGUUCACUCCCAGCUCCUCGGUGCCCAGGCCCAGGUGGAGGAGUUCAGGCAGCUCAAGGAGGCUCUCCAGAAGAUGCCGGGCUUGAGAGGAGGAGGAGGAGGAGGAAGAGGAGGAGGAGGGAAGGGGCAGCAGCCCCCGGUGCCAGCCAGCAGCCAGCUGCAGCCAGGGGGGCAGGAGGAUGUGAAGAUGCUGAUGCACAUCCAGGUGAGGAGCCACGAGCAGAGCCCGGCUCCUGCAGGACAACCCUCCCCAGCAGGAAAUGCCCCCGUGCCAGGCAGGCAGCAGGCAGCGGGCAGCAGAGAGGUGCCACUGCACAGCUGGCAGAGCCCCCCGGGCACCCCCCGGGCCCCGCAGCCCCCCCCGGGCACUGCCCGGGCUGGGCACAGGGCUGGGCACGGGGGCAGCCCCGGCCCCGGCAGAGCGCAGCCGGCGCGGGAGGACGAGGAGGAGCUGCAAAUGGAUGCAGGAGUCAUCGGCAGGGAGGUGCAGUCCCAGAAAGAGCCCGUGCUCCAGGAGCCCAUGAUGCCGGAUGAUGCUGCAGAUCCUGCCCAGGACCCCAACAACCAGGGCGAGGAUGAGUUUGAGGAGGCUGAGCUGGAGAGACCUGACUUUGAGGAGAAGGUGGGAGCCUCAGAGAAGUUCAAGGAGCCCAGCGUUAAAGAAGAGUGGAAGGAGAAGCCACCAAAGGAUGCUGGCAGACCUGCCAAGGCCAGGGAGGAGCCACUGGAGGAUUACCAAGAAGAUCAGGAGCAGGAAAUUGAGGAUCAUGGAGGGGAGGUGGAUGACAACGAUGACCUGGAGCUUGGCCAGGAGCAGAAGGACCGUGUGGGCAGGCAAGGAGCUGCUGGCAAGAAGGAUGACUACUUCUGAGAGCUGCUGAAAGAACGGGAUACUCCAGGAACGAGGGGAUGGGAGCUCCUCUGGGAGCUGCCUCCUGAGCGAAACAGUGCCCAGAGCAAAGGCAGGAGGAGGGAGCUCUCUGCAGGCCCUGGCAGGGGGGGUGCAGAUGAAAAUCCCACCAGUGUGGGGCACCUGCUGCCUCUCAGAGAUCUCUCAGACUGGGAGUGAUCUUAUCCUGCUGCUUUUCUUAAAGCACUUUUGAUUUACUGUGUUCUUCACCCUCUUGUUUUUCACACUCCCUUUGGAAGCUGGAGAGGGUUUUUUUGGCUGGUUUUGGGGGUGUUUUUUACCCCCCCUGGGCAGCAGAGGGCCCUGGACUCACUCGACUGGUCUCUAAUACAAAGGAAUCUGCCUUGAUAAAUAAUUUUGUGUUUCUUUAGCACACUCUGAGUAGGGCGGGGAGGGAAGCAGAGGAAAUGUCCUGUUCUUUGCCUGGAGCUGUGCAGGAGCACCAAGCACAGCCAGCAGAGUGUGGUGUGAACUCCUGCAGCCCCUUCCUGCUGCAGAGACCCUCCAGAGACAGGAGCAGAUCCCUGCAGAGCCCUCCUUGGGCUGGGACAGUCCUGCUGGCCUCAGUGUCCCCUGGAAUGCUGGGGCUCUUCUCUGCUGGAGCUCAGGGCUGCCCUGAGCUCAGAGAGGCUCCUCCCCACGGGGACAGGGACAGCCACACCAAGAAACAGGAAAAAAAGGAAUAUUUGCAGCCCAACUCACGCAGUUUCAAGCUGUUUGGAUUGUUGCCAGUCUCCCAACAGGAGCUAAGGUAAAUUUUGUCUCUUCUGGACAGGUUUUGAUCAGCAAGCUGGGUGUUGUUGAUGGAGUAGAUUGAAUCCUGUGGGACUUUACCUGGCCUCCAAAAGACAUCUUACCUGACCUCAGGGACAAAAAGGAACAGUCAGCUGGAACCCCUGGAAAUUAAAAUGAAAGGAUAAUGAGUUUAAUCACAAUAUCUCAAAGCCCAGAACCUGUUUUAAGUGAUAAGAACAGGGCAGAGCUGUCCCACUCCCUGUGCCUGAGCUGUGUCCUGCUUCCUCAUCCCCAGACUCUGGGACCUCAAACACAGCUUGUGCCUGAAUCUCAUCACCUGCUAAAAAAUCGGAGCCUCUUUGUUCUCUAUUUGAAUUAGUUGAGCUCUUUGCAAUCCCUUGUUUGUGGCAUAUUUUGCAAGCACUUUUAGACACUGGGGAAAACAAUAUUUAAUUCCCAACAAGCUCAGCCUUUUUCAUUCUGACAGCACUGAUUAUUUUUUUCUUCCACUGGUUGUAACAGAGCUUGAAAUUUACAUUUCAUAGGAGUUUUUGGUUCUUUAUUUUCAUUCUGCUUGUGUUCCUUACCAGUACAAUCAGCUGUGCAAAUCCAGCUCUGGCAUAGAAUCGAGCAGAGUAAGGAAAGGGACAAUUUUAGGGAAUUAUCUUUUAGCCAAGUGCCAGAGCUGCUCAUGGAGCCCAGAGAGGAGCUCACGACAGAACCCCAGUGGGGUUUUAGGUACCCAAAAUGCCCUGAGAUGGUUCAGGCUGCGUUGGUGCCUUGCCAGCCCUGUGUCAUGCAGCUCCUCUGUGAACAGCUCACCCACAGCAGAGCAGCUGAGGCUGCAGUUCCUUUUGCAGAGCAUCCUGAGCAGAGCUGCCUCCCUGUCCCAGGGCAGAGCAGCCCCCUGCCUCCCCAGCACGGCCCCAGGGCCAAAGCUCUGUGCCCAAGUUGGGUUCUGUGCUUCCUUUUCUGCCUUCUGGGAUUGAAGAUGAUGGUUCACACUCAGAUCCGGGUGUUUAUUGUUUCUUUUAUCAAUGCUACAGUCUCACAGCGCUGAGCUCUGCAGUAUUUCAUUAACAAGGCACAAAAUGGCCAAACAAUCUCUUGUUGCAAGGUCUUUUAAGGCUAAACUAUCCAAUUAAGAAAUUACACCUAAAUUAUUGUUACUUUUAACCCAAUAACCAACCCCCCGUGCCCACAAUGUGGAGUUUUUAUCCAAUUACACAAAACGUCCCAAUCCCAUGGAGAAGAAGGAAGAAGAAGGUAAAGAAAACAGCCAGACUCUGCCCUAAAACCUCCAUCUUCCUUCAUAUUUAUUUCUGUAUUCUAAAACCCCAAACUCUGAGUUUUCCACCCUGUGAUAUUACACACUUCUGACCAACCCCACACCCACGAUUCCAGUGCUAUCAAUCAAUUUUGGAAGCCUCUCCACAGCCCCAGGUCAGUGCAGUGUUCUCCUGGGGGUCAGAGCCUUUCAGCACAGAAAGUUUAAAAUUUCAGCAGCCAAAGUUCCAUCACCCAGCUGUGUUCAGCUCAGCUCUGCCUCCCUGGCACUUCAGCCCUGACUGGGAGUGAAUCAGGCACUGGAAACAGGAGCCCAGUGGGGCUGAGGCUGCUCAGGGAUUCAGGCUGCAGGAUAAUCUAAAUUAGGAGGCAGAUUCUCUGUGUUUGCACGUCCAGGGUGAGUAAUCCUCAAAGUUAUGACUUGGAGGGAACUGCAGCAACUCAACUGAGUGCAAAGCUCGCAGCUUGGAGGAUGCUUUAGGAACCAUAUGUCAUGUGCUGCCCUCAGCUGAGAGCAAACAGCUCUGCCUGGGGACUGGCUGCCCCGGCCACACUGAGACUAAAAUUAGCAGAGUGUUGCAUAAAUUGUGAGCUGUAGCUUGGCAGUGCUUCACAGUGAGUUCUGAUACUCCUUCACUGUUUCCUUGAGGAGAGACAAUAAAGGCAGGGGAGGAGAAGCAGAAAAGCCCCGUGGUGGCUGGAGGCUGUGAAGCGAUCUGGGACGCUGCUGGGCUUCACAGCUCACACAGAUCACAGGCUCGGCCUGAGCAGCAGAAGGCUGAAGCAAUGCCAUAAAAAAAGCCCAGGCUGGGUUUUACUGCACAGGACAAGGUCUCAGGAAACAGAUGGAUUGAUAAGAGAGCAAACAAUGAGAUAAAGGAUUCACAGGGAGCCAGCACAGCCAGGCUGACCAAGCCAAAGCAGGGGGUCUGCUUGGCUCUGCCAUAAACAAUUGGGUUUGUGCUCAGCCACGGUGCAAGGCCAAAAAUAGUGCAGAAGGUGGAGUUAACCUGUAGCAUUGUCAUUCUUUUGGUGGGUUCAGGGCCUUCACUUCUGUGCCAACCAUUUUCCCUCCCUGCACCACACUCCAGACCUUUGGAUCUCCCAGCAGAACUCAGGGUGAGCUGUCCAUCACAAAUUGUUCAUCACAAGUUGUCCAUCACAAAUUGAUAAGCUCAAGUUGUCCACCACAAAUUGUUCAUUACAAAUUGAUAAUCUCAAGAUAUCCCUACAAGUUGUCCAUCACAAAUUGUCCAUCACAAAUUGUCCAUCACAAAUUGUCCAUCACAAGCUGUUCACCACAAGUUUCCCAUCACAAGUUUUCCACCACAAGUUGUCCAUCUCAAGUUGUCCACCACAAAUUGUCCAUCACAAGCUGUCCAUCACAAGCAGCCACAGAGGCUGGUGCCAGAUCUCCUCCUGGGAACAAUCACCUCUGUCAGGAGAAGGGCACAAGGUUUGAAGGAGUCAAAAUUUGCUUGCUUUGGCUCCAGCCCCUGGCUGACCACGCUCCCAUUUCUCAGGAAGGGCUGUCAGAGCUCCAGGUUUUGCAUUCCUGGCUGGAAUUCCACGUGUAAAUUUGCCAAGAAGUGCCUUGAGCAGCACAGCACCUCUUCCUGCUCCAAUCUCUGAGUGGUUUCCAAGCCAUAACUGCACCUUCAGCAUCCUAUUCUAUGCUGAUCCUAUUUUUUUAUUGAUCCCUCUUGGUAUCAAAAGAGAUUCCUGGCAACUUUCCAUAGGCUUGCAGACACCCCCAUUCAAUCUGGUGAAAAAUUAGAUGUGGAAAUAACUUGCAAUACUUGAUAUUGGUAAAUUAAAGAUUUCCUCAGGAAAUUCCUCCACUUGAAAAAUUCAGUGUAAAUGGAAAAAUCCAUUUUUCUUUCCAAGAGGAAAAGGUGUCCUGAUGUCAGACCAUUCAUGCUCAAUGCAUCAGAAAGCAAAUUCAUUUAAACAAAUUCCACCCUGCUGCAAAUUGCGCUUUGUGUAUAUGCGAGCAUCACCUUCUGGGUAUGAUUUGGGUUUGCUUUUGUUCAGGCUAUGAAAUAAAAAUAGGCCUGGGGAUCUUAUUUUUGUUGUGUUUCCAAGUUACAUAAUUCAAAUGUUGUUUUUAAAGAAAACACACAGGAAGCUGCAAUGUGUUUCUAAAUAGGUGACAGUGAAGAACUACAGCAAUGUGUUCAGGCACAUUUCUGAGGGUUUUAACAAAAUAAUGUGUUAAUUAUUCUAUUUUACAAGUUAAAUAUAGACAAAUGCUUAUGUCUUGCUAUAAAAUCUGGAACACAUCUUUAUGUAAAACCUGAUCAAAACCAAAAAGAAAUGUUGCCUUUUUUUCCCCUGCCACUCAGAAAAGCACUUAAAGCAACUUUUACCAAUUUAACAGCUCGAAGAACCUCCUCACACUGUUUAAUCCUGUAUUUUUAUUAUUGUUUCAUUACAGCUCUUUUCUUUCCCUGUUUAGACAAGUCAAUACUCUCGUGUGCCUCUCUCAAGGUCGUUCAGAGAACAUUAAUUAUGGUGUAAAGCUGGGAUGGAGCACUGCUGUCUCCUCCUGUGCUGCAAAAAUCCACUGCUGCCUCCACCCCAGGGGUAGGUGAAGGGCUGGCCCUGCUGCAGGGGGAGGAAAUGAAGGGGAAUUUGGGGCAAGGCAAGAAGAGGAAUUUGGGGCAAGGCAGGGAGAGGAAUCUCCUCGUCCCUUCUGUCCCAGGGCGUGCCCUAAGACCCGGAGUUAUCCUGCUCUCAGCUGGGCUCCUGGGAGGGUCUCGUGUCUUUCUCACAUCCUCGCCGAGUUCAUUUAAAUUCCCAGAGCCAGGAGGUUGGAGCAGCCUGGGUGUGCGGUUAUCACCGUGUUAAAAAUAAAAUUAAAUUAAAUUAAA